UCGCCGACCCCACUGGGGCUUCGACCGUGGACCUCACGCCCAGAAAACCUCCUCUCCCCUCCCCCACCUUGGAAGAACCUGGCAACCAGUUUCUUAUCUAUAUACCUGUAAAACAAAUCACCCGGGGAAUUUCUCAAUUUAUUAUUAGAAUCGUCAUGUGCUGGAUUCCGCUAUUUGCCUAGUACCUAUAUGCUAGAUGUCACUGCAGAAAACCUCAAUAAUCUAUUUGGAUACCACUAUUUUACUCCGUCGACCACAAGAAGAUCAGAGAGUAGGCUAUAUUUAAUUCCUCCAUGCAUGACGAGAGUUGUUAUGCAUCUAGUUGCGCGCACAUUUGAAGCAAGCCUAGGCUGGUCGUGACGUGCCGCGAUUCCUUGAAAGAAUUUGAUGUCCGCGUUGUUGUUAUAUCUUUAAAAUUGGAGCAUGGCUAGUUCUACUAAUCAAGGUCAAGGACCCUCUCCCGGACCAUCUACAGUCCCUCUAAGCCGAUUUUCACCUAGCUAUCUGCAUACCAAUUCCACGAGCCAUGCUUGGCCCUUUGGCGCCAUCGCUGAGCUUAUUGAUAAUGCGUAUGAUCCUGAUGUAAAUGCAUCUUCCAUGUAUAUUGACUAUGAGGAGAUAAAUGGAAAGCCCUGUUUAACUUUUACUGACGAUGGUAGUGGAUUGGAUGUUCCAAAAAUGCACAAGAUGUUAAGCUUUGGAUUCUCAGACAAGGAGGAGAUAAAUGGAAAAAGACCGAUAGGUGUCUAUGGAAACGGAUUCAAAUCAGGAUCGAUGCGACUUGGCAAAGAUGCUGUGGUCUUCAGUAAAAUAGAAGACAGCAUGGUCAUCGGCUUCUUGUCUCAAACCUACUUGAAAGAAAUUAAGGCUGAAGACAUUAAAGUUCCAAUCGUUCAAUUUAAUAAGAUAUCGAAGGAACAUGAGCUGUCGUUUACACACUUGAAGAAGUAUUCAAUCUUUAAAAGUGAUUCGGCUUUAAAAGAGCAGUUUGACAAAAUAUUGUCUCCAACGGGCACGAGAAUAGUUAUAUAUAAUCUCUCCCAAGAGAAAUCGUUUAAUGGACAACAUCAAGUAACAGACAGGUACGAGUUUGAUUUCAAAAAAGAUCAUACUGACAUACUGAUUGCUGGUGGUGCUCGCCCGAGAGAGAAGAGUGAGGGCUCGCUGAAAGUCUUCAGGCAACAACAUUCUGAAGAAACGCCUAAAUGUGACUAUUCAUUAAAGGCGUACUGCUCUGUGCUGUACCUUAGUCCAAAAAUUAAAAUCUACUUGCGAAAGAAGAAGGUGAGAACCGUAUUAAUUGCAAAGAGUCUUCAGGAAACCGAAAAGGAUGUGUACAGGCCUAUGGGAGGCAAUAGCAAGGUUACAAUAACAUUUGGAUUCAACCCCAAGAAAUAUCCAUAUGGUGUGUGCUUCUAUCACUUUAAUCGAUUGAUCAAGUCUUACCAGCGGUUGGGGUACCAAAUGAAAGCUGACCAUCGUGGGUCGCAGGUCGUUGGUGUGAUCGAUUGUAAUUUUCUUAAGCCAACACACAAUAAACAAGAUUUUUUUGGUGAUGCGGCUUACAGUCGAUGCCUUAAGGCUGUCGGAGAUAAGCUGAAUGACUACUGGAAUGAAAAAAGAGAAAGUGGGACAGUUGCUGGUUCUUCAAAUCAGUUUCUGGGGAAUAAGAAAGCAGACGUUCCCGAUUACACCUGGGUUCAGUGUGAUAAAUGUUCUAAAUGGCGCAAGUUACCGGACUCGGUUGAUCCCGACCAACUGCCUGAACGUUGGUUUUGCUCAAUGAACAAAGAUACUAGUCAGAAUAAUUGUAAUGUUCCACAAGAAGCGGAAGACUCUGAUGAUGAACUUACAAGACCAACGUACGAUAAAAAAUACAAGAAAAAAGAAGCUGACAAAAAACUAAAGAAAAAACUUACUGAAUCCUUAAGGAUGCUAGAAGAAAAGAAAAGAGAAGCAGCACAAAAAAAUGAGAUGCAGAAGCAGAAGGAGAAGAUAAAGAAUCUUGAAGCGCAGUUGUGCAUUAUCAUUACUUCUGAGGAAGAUGAUCCUCCUGAAAAAAAGAUGAAAUCGACAAGUGAAGAGGAGCAGAAACCGAGUUGUAGCUCAUCAAAUAAUUUCAUAAAAAUUAAACAGGAACCAGGAAUCAGUACUACUAACCAAAAAUUUACCAGUACAGAGGUGCAAACAGAUAUUUCAUUUUCUGAAGUUUCUGAAAGCGAUUCAGACUUACAAAAGCUCAUGAAAUCGGAGGAAAAGCUGAAGAACAUUCGCUGCCACGUCGCUCGGCUUUUAAAGAUGGUGGUAACCGAAGAGGGUAUGCAAGAUAUGAUAGAAAACCUACAAGGAGACAGCGUAGAUGAAAUUUUAGAAGACGUAAUGAGUUUCACAGAAUUGGAUUAGUUAUGUUUGAUGUCAGAAUCUUGUUUUCGACCAAACUGAUCUGGAGACGGUGUACUGAGAGACAGAUGAGGGGACCUAGUACAGCAUCAAGAUCAACAAAAGACUAUACCACAUUUCAGUGGCAGUUUGCUAACAAAUUUAAGAGGUAUUUAAUGGAAUGGGGGGUCCCUGUAUUUUGAUUUUUAACUGAAAAAUCCAACUUGAACCUCACAAAAAUAUUGUACAGAUUUCAUACAUUUUUUUUUUUAAAGGAUACCAAAAAUUUGGAUAUAGCAUAAAAUGCAAUACUGUGUGCAUAAAAGAAGAAAUAAGUAUAUCAUAAUUAAUAAAUAAGUUUGCUCCUUAAGUGGAUUGGAACCUGAUUCACUGCCAGAUGAUUGAUUGAUUGAUCUGCUGUGAGUACCAGUGCAAUUCAAAAUGUUACAGGAAAUACAGUAGUAGGAGCCUGGGCCUACUAAUGAUAGUUGUAGGCAUACCCUGAUAUACUCAACUGUACUCUCCCAUAAUAAUAUAUCAUAACAUGUUACAGCAUAUUCUGUAAUAUGCAUCAUCCUUUUAAUUCCAAUGAUUUUUUUUUUGCCGUAGCACCAUGAAUAGCUUGAGCGCAAUCUUUACAGUGUCAACCACGAUUGCCUCUCUUCCCCUAUAACGCUAUGUGGGUGGAAAAUCAAGGAUUUGUAAUUGUAACAAAACCUGGUAUGUUUUAUAUAAUAACACCCCAUUCUAGUACAUACCAUUUAAGGAAUAUGAAGAAAGUACAGUAUACCGCUGUAGUAUGAGGGGCCAUUUGGGUCAUUCCAAAAAAGUAUUUUAAGUACCUCAUCCAAGUUUUUGGUUGACUGACAUGUUAAUUUAUGCUUGAUACUGUUGGUUGUUUCAGUGUUUUGAAGUUGACUAAAAAAUAAUUAUUGCUGAGUUCACCAGGUGCAAGCCUAGUACCACUUUGAUCAUAAUUACAUGCCCAGGGCAUUGGGUCAAAUCUAUUUCUCUGGCAUUGAUCUAUGUAUAGAUUUGUAUAAACUUAACCUAUAUUGCAUGUAUUAGUUUCUGAAUACAAUUUUGACUUUGAAAUAAAAGAAUUGAGGUAGCUCCAGAUUUCCUCCAAACUCCAUUGGAGUAAUUAUUGCAUGAGUUUGUCAUAUCAAACUACCCCGGUGUCUUGUGUGCUAUAAUGACAUUUUUCAAUGGUAUGUCUAAAACUCUGCCCACACUGUCAAAUUGUAUGUGACAAAUCUAUGUAAUGUGCCCAUAUAUGGGCAUAAUGAUGCCAUAAUGUUAAUAUGAGCAUAUCAUUUUUUUGUUGCAUGAAAUUUAAAUGCGGACAGAGAUUUAACAUAUAAUAAUUUCUAUCACUUUAGUGGUUUUUAGUGAUAGAACAAGUUCUUGUAGGUAUUUAGAGUUUUCCUAUGAAUGGUGAUCAUUUCAUAUAACAUUAAUGAGUACCCAUUUUUCAUAUAUUGUUGCUCUAUCUUUUUUCGUGAGUGCCCUGUUUUGCUCUAUGUGUUGCUUCAAGAGCAAAUGAUGGACCAAAGCCUUGAAUGGUCUUCCGUUUGUUACAAAUUUUGAUUAAGUGUUGGUGCUAAAACCGUUUCAUAUCACACUAUACUGUAAUUUUAUGCUUGUAAAUUUGUCUUAAACUAUUUUUUUAAAUUCAUUCCCAGUGGUUUCAAUGAUAGAACUAGAGUGGCUAUUGUCACACCAGUCUGAAACAGAUGUUUAAUUCUGCUUGGAUUAGGACUAUAAUAUCCAAUAAUAGUUAAGAAUUCCUUUAAGACUGGUGUAACAUUUGCCAUUGGCUUACGAAAUUUGUUUUUAUGAGAAAAAUCAUUACUAACCAUUAAAUUCUCUUACAGAAGUGUUAUAGCCUAUUCAAAUAGUAAUGUAGUAAAAUUAAAAGUGUUUAUUUUGUUAUCAGUGCUAAUAUUUUUUAACCAAAAAUGUAUGUUUUGUUUAUGCCUUCAAACGUUAAUUCUUAUUGUUAGUAAUACAUGGGGAUAUGAGUUACACGCAGACGUGAUGGUUUGCGGUGGGGCAGUCUUGUCAAAGAAUAUUAAAUAUGUUAAUUUCUCACGACAGCCUAAGACCGUCCCCGACGAUAAAUCGCAUUGAGCUGUGUCGUACGACACUGUCUGAAUUGGCCUUUAUACAAGCAACUUAGCCUUUGUCUGCUUUUUUCUACUAGAUAUGCUUACGUACUUCUAAGGAGUUUCAGUAGUCCACCAAUACAUUUACCAAUUGUGCAUUUUGUAAAACGUACAGUAUAAUUAUAUAGAUGAGUAAUAAACUUUGGCUUUAUAUAA
Molecule: messenger RNA, 4703 nt
Organism: Anneissia japonica
Lineage: Eukaryota; Metazoa; Echinodermata; Crinoidea; Comatulida; Comatulidae
Product: MORC family CW-type zinc finger protein 3-like
Cellular component (GO): nucleus
Molecular function (GO): ATP hydrolysis activity; zinc ion binding
Source: RefSeq, a predicted model, not a curated record